This is a messenger RNA of Cylicocyclus nassatus, 2262 nucleotides long. Lineage: Eukaryota; Metazoa; Nematoda; Chromadorea; Rhabditida; Strongylidae. The record is from the annotation of a GenBank genome assembly.
AUGCGCGCAAUAAUUAGCUACCUGGUGCUGGCUAUAGGCGUUGCUUUGGCCAUAGCUGGAUCGGUUAUGCUUGGAGUUGGGAUUUCUCGGAGUAACUCGUCCAAAGAUUGUUCUAUUACGAAUGCACCUCCUAGUAAGGCUCAAACUACUCUCAUGUCUACCACUACCCGCGCUGCUACCGAUUCGAAAGCGAUUUCACAAAUGAUCCAGAGCCGUAUCGAUCCUGAUCGUAUAAAACAGAAUCUUCGAGAUUUUACAAAGCUGCCACAUAUGGCAGGAACGGACAACAAUGCCAAAGUGCGCAAAUCCAUCGUGGAGAAGUAUAUUGACGCAGGAUUGGAAAAUGUUCACACCGUAAAAUACAACGUUCUCCUUUCCUAUCCUCCGGAUGCAGCGAAUCCGAACUUGAUGACGAUUGAGGACUACGAUGGAAAAGCUAUUUUCACAAGUGAAGGAAUCAGCCCACCUAUCGUUCUUGAUGAGCAAAGUGACAAAGGCGCUGGUAUACAAUGGGUGGCUUUCUCUCCUAGUGGCACGGUAGUUGGAGAUGUGGUUUACUGCGGAUUUGCUACAGAGAAAGAGUUUCAGAUACUCCAAAGCCACGGUAUCAACGUGAAGAAUACCAUAGCUCUCAUUCGAUAUGGUAGCAUGUUCCGUGGAGAUCAGGUGGCUACUGCUCAAAAAUAUGGCGCCAUUGGUGCUAUUCUCUAUUCCGAUCCUGCCGAAGUAGCUCCAAAUGGGACUGCUGACGGUAGCGUUUACGCCGGUACCGUAUACAUGCCGGCUCAUGGUGUACAGCGUGGUACGGUAAUCACACAGACUGGAGAUGUUCAAUCGCCUCUUUACCCAUCAAAACCGAAUCUUUGGAGAGCCGGAUCCGUUGAGCAGGCUCGCAAAGACGGUAUACUUCCAUCUAUCCCAGUAAUGCCAAUUUCGUACUCAUCCGCUAAAGAAUUAUUUUCAAGAUUAGGUGGACCUGCGGCGCCUGAGGCAUGGAAAGGAGGUCUGAAUGUCCCAUAUAAUUUGGGACCAAGAUUGACCAAUGGCUUCAAAACAAGAAUUUCUGUUGGUGGACAUUUUGAGGAAAGAGAGAUACAAAAUGUUAUUGGUUACAUAAAAGGUGCAGAGGAACCGGAACGCUAUGUAAUAUUAGGGAAUCACUACGAUGCUUGGACUUACGGUGCUAUGGACCCGAAUGCUGGGACCGCAGUUCUGGCUGAGGUUGCUAGAGCUACGGUAGAAGUGAUGUCACAGACAGAUUGGCGUCCAGCGCGUUCAAUAAUGUUUGCCGCUUGGGAUGCCGAGGAGUACGGUCUUGUUGGCUCAACGGAAUUUGUUGAAGAAUUUGCUGAAAUUCUUACCAGACGUGCAGUGGCCUAUAUAAACCAGGACUGUUUCAAGGGCAAUACAACUCUAUAUCUGCAAAGUUCACCUUCGCUGCAGGACCAAGCCAUCCAAGCCGCUAAAAAUGUUCAGAAUCCCAGAAAAGAUGAGAUUGCAGCUAAUCGAUCAACAGUUUAUGAUACAUGGCUGUACAAUAUGAAGGACCCCAAGUACCCUGAUAUUCCUGACAUUGGUAUUCCUAUGGGUGUACCGUCUGUAAAUUUCGCAUUUAUUGACAUGGAUAAGCAUCAUACUUAUCCGCUCUACCACACUCUGUACGAAACACCAUUUACUACAGAGCAUUUGAUGGAUACCGACAAUUUCGCUAUGCACCGAGCCAUGGGGCAAUUCUGGAUCGAACUGGCUGUUCAGAUUGCGGACGCUCCCACGAUACCGUACAGCCUAACCACCCUCGCUACUAAAAUUGAACGAGACUAUAUCACGGAUUUGGCUGGAGCAAUAAUGUCAUUGGAUAUGACCUCCUAUACCGAUGCUGGAUACAAACAACUAAAACAAAUGGCCAACACAGCUCAAAAAUUAGUGGACGCUUGUGGCCUCUUUGAAAGUUUUCGUGUGCCCCGAACUGAGGACGUUCUCUUCAGAAGCCGCUACAACGAUAAACUUAUAAAUUUCGAACGCUGCUUUGUGAAUCCACGAGGAGUCCCGGGCGAUCCUGCUGCUCGGCAUCUGCUAUUUUCAGUAAGCAAGAGUGACAGCUACUCAAGUUCGGUGAUGCAGCAAGUGUACAAAGUUCUCAAUGACAUGGCAGACGCUUCUACGGGCGAGUUACCAAGUUUGAGGGACGAGCUUGCUAAUCAAAUCUCGAUUGUGCAUAACUCAUUGUUGUGCGGGAUGAACGUGCUUGCGGAUGAGAUAUAA